GCCGAAGCCAAAGCUCUCUAGAACUUGCGCGCCGCAUUCCCGCUACGGUGGCCCCUUCUAGCCACCGUAUUCCCGCUAAACCUUUGAUUAUCGUAUUUGUAAACCUUUGUUGGAAGUCGUCGUUGCGGAGACGACUAAUGGAUCCUCGCAACGAGACCUGCACGCGUACCCUACAUACGAGUGCUGUUGCUUGUGAAGUGCUGGAUGCCCGAAGAUCGUAGUCAGUUGCUUUCCGCGUGAUACAUCUCGGCGACGCAACGUAAGCAAAUGGAAUGAACUGGCGCUGUGGCAGUAUGUCAUCGCAGGAUCAAGACGAGUGCAGCAACAGUUGCACAGCUGCGAACGCAUCUUCGGAGGACAACGAGUUCGUACAGGCGAUCAAAAUUGAAGGCGCUCGCUAUUUCCUCCACACCGUAGCAAAGCCCUCCGCCGCAAAGCCGACGGAGUACGAGCUCCUACUCGGCGACGGUCAUCAGUGUUUCAGCGGCCACGUGCAGAUCCCCGAUGAGUCGGAAGAGAUGGCACGCGCAUUCCACACAGCGCUCACCGCGGGUGGUCGAGAGUUCGUUUACCGUCUCAAGCCGGCCGGUGAGGAGCAAGCUCGCUUCUCGUGGCUGCGACGGGUUUCGUACGAAAUGCUGUCCCGGAUAAACGAAGUGCUGCUGCGGCGCGACAACGACGGUGGUCCCAGGUUGCUCGAGGCUGCGCUGCGCAUCGUGGAACAGCGCGACGCGAACCUGGCUCGACUGCGCGACGAGCUCCAGAGGACGCAAGCCGAGCAGGCGCGGACCCUGGAAGCCCUGCAAAGGAGCGUGCGCCUCAAGGAGGAAAUGGAAACUGAGCUGUACGCCAAGUUCAGCCUGGUGCUGAACGCGAAGAAGCGCUUCAUCCGCGAACGGACCACGACAGAGCAGGCCACUGAAGUGAACGAAGCCGCUGCCAGCACCUCUGCCAGCCAGCCGGCGUCCGUGCCCGAUCUACUGGACCGGCUUGUGUCAGGACAGUAAGGGCAUCGCUAUAUGAUGUUAUAGCCACUAAGUAUGUGGCCCAUCCUUGCGCGGCUGCCUGUAGCCAUUGUGGUGCCCGUGCUAGCAUUGUGAAUUUCACACAUCAAACAAUAUGUAUAAUAAUACUGCACAUUUUGAAGUUA
This is a messenger RNA of Dermacentor silvarum, 1150 nucleotides long. RefSeq lists its product as uncharacterized. Gene Ontology annotation, cellular component: nucleus; DNA-dependent protein kinase-DNA ligase 4 complex; DNA ligase IV complex. Bases 273 to 1007 code for a protein of 244 amino acids. Lineage: Eukaryota; Metazoa; Arthropoda; Arachnida; Ixodida; Ixodidae. The transcript is spliced from 2 exons. The record is from RefSeq and is a predicted model, not a curated record. Gene Ontology annotation, biological process: positive regulation of ligase activity; double-strand break repair via nonhomologous end joining; response to X-ray. Gene Ontology annotation, molecular function: DNA binding.